AUGGAGACAUUUGGUGACGAUGACUGCCCCAAAGGGCACAUGGAGAUCUUGUUUGAGGAUGUCCGUGUGCCCGCCAGCAACAUGCUUUGGGGCGAGGGCCGCGGCUUUGAGAUUGCCCAGCUCCGACUCGGUCCUGGCCGUAUUCAUCACUGCAUGCGGAUGAUUGGGCAGGCCGAGCGGGCGCUAAGCCACAUGUGCCGUCGUGCAACUGCACGCACGGCCUUCGGCCAAAAAUUGGCCGAGAUGGGCUCGGUGGUGCAGCAGAUUGCUGAGUGCCGUUCCGAGAUCGACCAGGCGCGGCUGUUGGUGAGAGAGGCCGCAGACCGGAUGGACAGGCUCGGCAACCGGGAUCACUACACCCGCAAGCUAUUGAGCCUGGUCAAGGCUGUCGUGCCCGCUAUGACGCAGCGCGUGGUGGACCGAGCUAUGCAACUUCACGGCGGCCUAGGAGGCUCCCAAGAUAGCUGCCUGCCUGCUGCCUUCGUUGCGGCCCGGAACCUGCGCUGGGCGGAUGGCCCAGACGAGGUGCACUGGCGCACAGCGGGCAGGCUGGAGCUGUCGUACCAGAGGAAAGAGUCACCGCUCUUCCAGAUCGAGCUCUACGAGCACGACAAGCGAAAGCCCUUUAGGGCGAAGCUGUGA
Symbiodinium natans is the source of this 642-nucleotide messenger RNA. Lineage: Eukaryota; Dinophyceae; Suessiales; Symbiodiniaceae. The record is from the annotation of a GenBank genome assembly.